AUGAACUUGAUCAGGCUUCAUGAACUUCCAAUAUCAAAGUUUAUUAUUAAGAGGAACACAAAAACUUAUAUAACAGCAGUAAACCAAGAAACUUUAGAUGAAUUUGAAACUUUGAUUAAAAACACUCAAUCUCUUACACCUUUACACAAAAUUCCAAAGCAUAAUUCAUUAAACAAUUUGAUUUGCAAAAUUGCUAAUCGCAAAGAAGCACAGUUAUUGCCAAGAUUGAUUUCACAAUGGCGCAGAUGUUUAUUACCAACCACUUUCCAAACUACAAAAUUAUUAUUUAAUCGUUUAUGUGAUGAGAAAAUUGGUGGGGAAAAUGUUGUAUCAACUGUUGCUUCAACUUCAUUUGAUGUUUUUGAU
Entrophospora sp. SA101 is the source of this 366-nucleotide messenger RNA. The record is from the annotation of a GenBank genome assembly. NCBI's taxonomy places the organism in Eukaryota, Fungi, Glomeromycota, Glomeromycetes, Entrophosporales, Entrophosporaceae.